Molecule: messenger RNA, 1143 nt
Organism: Adineta ricciae
Lineage: Eukaryota; Metazoa; Rotifera; Eurotatoria; Adinetida; Adinetidae
Source: the annotation of a GenBank genome assembly
AUGACGAAUUUCUUAUCUGUCAUUAUAAGCUUGUCCUCGUUGAUUUUACUAAUCACAGCAAAUGAUGCAUCGAAUACCAUGGAUAUUCUCAUGCCUGACGCUCGUGCUGAACAUGUCGAUGAUUAUUUAUGUACAGCAUUUAAAAUGAAUGAAAACCAACCGACUUACAUCACUGCUUUUAAUCCAUCAGCAACAUCGAAAGAUGCUCAUCAUAUUUUACUUUUCGGAUGUUCGGAACCGGGUAGUGAUGACGAAAUUUGGAAUUGUGGUGAAAUGUCUCAUGCAAAUGAUCAUUCCAAACAAAAAUAUAGAAAUGGACCAACAUGUAAAUCAGGCACAACUAUUAUCUAUGCGUGGGCUUUAGAUGCUGACAAGACCGAAUUACCCGAAGAUGUUGCCUUCAAGGUUGGCGGAUCGACAUCUAUCAAAUAUCUUGUUUUACAAGUCCAUUAUGCCAAUUUGGAGAAAUUCGAAGCUGGUGAAACUGAUCGUUCUGGUUUAGUUUUAACAACAUCUCCUAAACCAUCCUCCAAAACAGCAGGUGUUAUGUUAUUAGCAACUGACGGUUAUAUGGAUCCUCAUUCACUUGAAGUAUUUGAAGUUGCCUGUGAAAUUGAACAAGAUAUUGUUAUGCAUCCAUUUGCUUUUCGCACUCAUGCUCAUAAACUUGGUCUUGUGAAUUCGGGAUAUCGCGUCCGUGGCGAUGGUGAUGAUCAAGAAUGGACGGAAAUCGGUCGUCGUUCACCUCAAUUACCCCAAAUGUUCUAUCCAACUGGAAGUGAUGUUACUAUCAAACAAGGUGAUCGUGUUGCUGCUGUUUGUACAAUGUUCAAUUCGCAAUCUCGCACAGUUGAAAUUGGUUCAACUGGAAAUGACGAAAUGUGUAAUUUCUAUAUGAUGUAUUGGGUUGAUGGCGAUCGUUUAUUAGAAGAUGAUGUUUGCACAAGUGCUGGUCCUCCCUCGUAUUAUUUCGCACACGAUCGAAGUUUAAAUAUUGAUAAAAUUCCUGCCGAUGCAUUUCGUAUUCCACCACCCCCGAAUGGCCCAGCGCCUGGUGAACCAGUUCAAGGUGGUCACCAUAUGAUGAUGCAACACAAGACAAAACCACACCGUCGAUACUAUCGUCAACAAUAUGUCUUUUAA